Molecule: messenger RNA, 2911 nt
Organism: Drosophila arizonae
Lineage: Eukaryota; Metazoa; Arthropoda; Insecta; Diptera; Drosophilidae
Gene: Pex23
Product: tectonin beta-propeller repeat-containing peroxin 23
Cellular component (GO): membrane
Molecular function (GO): carbohydrate binding
Source: RefSeq, a predicted model, not a curated record
AUCGGUGAACAGUVACUACACUUGAACGGAAAAUCAAUUUUUUUUUUUAAAGCGUGCCACUAUGGAACAAAAAGGGCGAAUGCAACUAAGGAACUUUAGUUAAUAACGCAAACAGCAAUGCCGAGCAGUCUACUGUUCGCUACCAGUAGCGAGGGGCGCGUGCAUACGCUGUCCACCAGCUCAAGUGGAUGGCGCGAGUUCCCAUAUCUCGGUCUGGAGUUCAAGAAAAUCAGCGCAGUCCCCAAUUAUAUGUGGGCUAUUGGCGGCGACCGACAAGUGUACGUUCAUGUGCACGGACUUGAUGUGCCAAUACGGGUGAAGGAGGAGUCUUACGAGAACGAGCGCUGGCUGCCCAUUGAGGGGUUCUCCAAAACUCUGCUGCCCACCGAUCGUUAUAAAUACUCCAACGCUGAUGGCAGUGUUGAAAGGAGCGUGGACAAGAUUCGCUUACCCUCCAUGGCCUGGCAGUGGGACGGUGAUUGGCAUCUGGACCUGGAAUUGGACGGACAACAGCUGCCUGAAGAUGGWUGGAUGUACGCCUUGGAUUUUCCAGCUUCAUACUCGGCAAAAAAGUCAUGGAACUCGUAUGUGCGUCGACGCAAGUGGAUACGCUUUCGCCGCUAUGCUGCUCUGAACAGUUGGUGUGCUGUCGCACCCCUGCACAAGGAUCCUACGCAGGAGCCCUUCAUUGAUGUGGCCAUAGGCGGCACACACGUGCCAAAUGCUCGAGCCGGCACGCUUUGUGUGUGGGCCAUAACGGCGCAUGGCCGCGCAAUGUUCCGGACUGGCGUAACUACCUUUGCGCCAGAGGGUCUACGCUGGACCGCCAUCAACACGCCCGUCGGCAGUGAACUGGCCCAGAUUAGCGUAGGUCCYACGGGUCUGGUUUGGGCUGUGCUCUACAAUGGGCGCGUCAUUGUGCGCACGGGCAUAACACGGGAUAAUCUGUCGGGUGAUGCGUGGCUGGACGUGAAAUCGCCGGUGGCCACCAGUUCACAGACAGAUACGCCACGAGGUCUGCGCAUUGUGCAGAUCUCGGUGGGAACCGAUGCGGUCUGGUGCAUAACAAACGAUCACCAUGCCUGGUUUCGACGUGGCAUCAAAGGUGAGGCGGCUGGCAUCAGUGAAGAUGCGGCCAUAGGCAGAUUACAGUGUCAUUCUAGUAUUAAAGCGCUCUCCCAUCGUGUGGAGAAAUAUCGUGUCAUAGCGAUGCAUUUGAAUCCGCGCUUCAAUGAGCGCACCACCGUGCUCAACUCUAUGAUUGAUUCCGAGUGGCUGGAUGAAGUACGCAAUGAUCGCAUGGUGUUUGCGCCUGGUGCGAGCUUCACUGUGAAAAUCAGGGCUCUUCAAAAUCAAUAUCAGAUUGUUGUGAACAAUGAACUCUAUGCCGAUUACAAAUACCGCACGGAUCCGGCGGCGGUUACCUGUCUCUAUGUCAGUGGGCGAGUGAAGCUAUUUAGUGUCAUCUAUCGUUCGCCGUCGGUGAUUUUAUCUAUGCAGCAAUUGCACUGGCGGCAGAUAGGCGGCCAUCUGAAGCGAGUGUAUAACAGUGGAGUGGAUGUCGUCUGGGGCAUAUCCUGCGAUAAUACCGCUUGGGCGUACAACGGCGGCUGGGGCGGUAUGUUCCUGAAGGGGCUGGAAGGGUCGGGCAAGAUAAACGCAAUGAUUGACACGCACACCUACUACGUGUAUGAGAAUCAGCGCUGGAAUCCCAUCAGUGGCUUCACUGCCAAGAGCCUGCCCACGGAUCGACACAUGUGGAGCGAUGCGACUGGGCGACAGAARCGUAGUAAGGAGCACACCAAGCUGCUGUCCACACACUGCGAAUGGAUAUCCGAUUGGGCCAUCGACUACAAUAUACCCGGCGGAKCGGACAAGGAAGGCUGGCAGUAUGCAAUCGAUUUUCCAGCCACCUAUCAUGCACAAAAGAAGCUAACGGAUUGCGUGCGCCGACGGCGUUGGAUGAAGAAAUGUCGACUCACCAGCAGUGGCCCUUGGCAGGAGCUAAGUCAUUCCAAAAUACUAGAUGCCUCACUGCAGGUCCUGGACAGUGAUGUGGACAGUGCACUGAACGUAGAGGAUAUGCCUGUUGCUGCAUGGGCCAUUGCCUCGAAUGGCGAUGUCUUGAUCCGUCAUGGCGUUUCCACACUAAAUCCUCGCGGAGAUACCUGGGAGCAUAUUGUAAGCGAUCAGCCGCUGGUUGGGAUUAGUGUGGGACCCACUGGACAGGUCUGGGCAGUUGCUCGCAAUGGCAUGAUCUUCUUCAGAUAUGGCAUCAGCAAGGUGAACCCUUGUGGUGACGCCUGGCAGCAGGUCGAAGCACCGUCUGGCGUUACCUUCAAAGUCAUYAGCGUAGGUCGUGCYGGCAUCUGGGCAUUGGAUAACAAACAGCGUUUAGCAGUGCGUAAGGAAGUAACGCGCACAUUCCCGGAGGGCUCACAUUGGCAAUUUCUCCCAAACUCUGCCAAUGUUCCGCCACACACAGAGACCCACUGCGGCUUUCGUUCCGUGUCCGUCGGCAAGGAAGUGUGGGCGAUUUCCCUAAAUGGCGUCAUAUGCCGACGAUGUGGAAUAACUAAUGAGAAUCCAGCUGGAGCUGGUUGGAGUCUAGGAAUCGCGGGCCAAUGGCAACACUUAUCCCUGGAGGGGUAUAUGUAACGAUCUCAUUCCGAUUUCAGUAUUUAUAGCGAUACUCUACACUCAAUAAUGAUAUAUUACAAACAUUGACUAUUGAACACUUGAGAUGAAAUGUUCAAUAAAAAGACAUUUAGUUUGUAUUACUUGCACUUUGGGUGUAGAGUCUCCUUACAUAAAAAUAUCUUGACUGCAGCAUUCUUCCUUUUUCCAUAAUAUGAAAUGCUUACACAUAAACUUGUAUUAAGCGUGAUUAUGUUUUAAUUUAUACGUUAUA